Molecule: messenger RNA, 3820 nt
Organism: Bufo gargarizans (Asiatic toad)
Lineage: Eukaryota; Metazoa; Chordata; Amphibia; Anura; Bufonidae
Gene: PAG1
Product: phosphoprotein membrane anchor with glycosphingolipid microdomains 1
Exons: 7
Coding region: 216-1493 (425 amino acids)
Biological process (GO): negative regulation of T cell activation; intracellular signal transduction
Cellular component (GO): membrane raft; plasma membrane
Source: RefSeq, a predicted model, not a curated record
UGUGCUCUGCAUGCAGAUUCUCUCUGUGACCCAGCUUACAGCAAGCUUUAAAUUCCAGUGUGAUGGUGGAUUAGCUGCCUGGCUUUGUCUGGAGCCUGCUUCUGCACCGCUCUCGGGUCACUCCUCUCCUAGCCGGGGUGAAAGUUACAGUAUGCUGCAUCGACUCCAGCUCUACCAAUGAGGACUUGCUGUGACUACUUACCCGGUCGCUGACGAUGGCCCCAAUCUUACAGAGACUAGCUGGAGGCUGGGAGCUCAGCAGUGAGCAAGUGCUCCUCAUAUCAUAUGGCGGUGUAGCCGUUGUAUCCACAUUGGUCAUAAUCACUGUCCUCGUCUUCUUCUGCUCCAGCUGUGACAGAGGGAAGAAGAAGAAACAUCAAAAUGGUGACCAUGAAAACCUGAUGAAUGCGCCUUCUGACAAGGAGACACACAGCCACUCUGUGACCAGCCUAGGAACCGAAGCGCCGGCCAGUAGUUACCGGAAUGGUGCUGUCAGCACUGGUGAUGUCUCAGAAGACAGUGCCGCUACAUGUGUUCCCACAUACGAAGAUGUGCAGAGCUCUCUCCCUGACCUGUGUGAUCCUCAGGACUUCACUGGAAAGUCUAUGAGAUGCCCUCAGGCCAGAGAGUUGCCUCAGAUACCUCCAGAUAAUAACUUGGAAUCUGGAAAUCUUGAAGAAGACGUGCCUCUGUAUAGUGAGGGGCCCUAUGAGGUACUAAAAGACAGUUCUUCCCAUGACAACAUCAUUGAGGACUCUCUCUACGAGACUGUAAAAGAACUGAAGGAUAUCAGCUCAUCGGCCAGCUCAGAGGAAAAGAGUCCCACCAUGAAUAUGCAGCAUCUAGCAAAUGCAGAGUCUAAAAUGGAGGUGAUCGUUGAGUACGCCUCUGUGGACCAUAAUAGAAAGAGCCGUCAGAGUAUUAACACUCAGAGUGCAGGAAGCACUCCGACCUAUCAAGAUGAUGACAUCCCCCCGCCACUUCCAAAAAAACUGUUGGACGAAAACGAGAAUGUGCAGAGUAAAGAAACGGAGGAAGAAAAGCAGGAGCCAGAAGGAGGGGCAAGCACAGAUUGCAAGAGAGAGAGUUGUAUAUCCUACAAAUCUCGGGAAGAAGACCCCUGCCUGACUGAAGACGAUAUUUCUGCCAUGUAUUCAAGAGUUUCUAGAACUGGACAAUCCCUGAGACUUCAGGAAGACCUAUCCCAUUAUUCCUACAUCCAAGACGUUGAGCUCUCACCAGCGGCCUGUAAUGGUACAUAUGCGACGGUCAGGGAUAUUGAUAAAAGCCCCAACCUCAUUGGCUUACCAGCUGCAAUGGACAUGGUAAACGGUGGGCCCGACCCUGAAUAUGAGGCCAUUGCAGCAUUAAGUCAUGAAGAAGACAGGACUAUUACUUUCUCUCAGUCUUGUCAGGGGGUUCUCCAGCAUGGUGAGAGUGACUAUGAAAGUAUUGGGGACCUGCAACAAAAUGGAGACUACACUAGACUUUGAGGAAUGCGAAAAUAAAUGUAUUGGGUUUUUCGCUAAUAGAGCACAAUCCUUUCAAUGGGUAGUGAUCAUAUAUCCUACCUAGUAGUGGACUGACGUCAGAGAGAAAGCACACGUUUGCAUACAAAGACAAAGUCUCCCUGCUGCAUGCAGACAUUUGCAUAUUUUUUUAUUGUGCCAUUUAUUUUAUUUUUUUAAUGUUGGAAAUUUGCCAAAAAAGCUGGAUGACCCUGCACUUGAAAAAUUUCUACGGUACUCCUGUAUCCUAUCCUUUAUAGCAGGGCAAAGAACCAACUUCAAAAUCAGCAAUUUUUACUUGUGUGUAUCUUAAUUUAACUUGACAUUUUUAUAUUGUUGAAAUGUUGUUCUGAGCCUGUGCAUUGUAUGAUAUUGAUGACCCGUUUCAUAGGUUUUACAUGUGUUUUGUGUCACUCAGUAUUUCCAUAAUUCAAUUUAAUUUCUGCCUAGAAGGAGGUUUUCUGAGCGAUGGAGUCUGACUACGGAUGUAUGGGGUCCAGUGCACUUACCUGCCUUCAUGUCUGUCAUUGCUGUGGAUAUGUAUGUGCAGGCAGAUAACUUCUUAGAAUGGGGGUUUAGGGGCCCGUGUAAUGGAUCGCAGUCUCAGAGGUCAGAUCCCCAUUGAUUCCACUGUUCACAUCUAAUUUGUCUGUUGAAGCCUGUAUUACACUGCGCAAUUUUUUUACCAGAUGAUCGCUAACGAGCGUUCAUAGUAACGCUCGUUAGCGAUCAUCUUGCAGUGUAAUACGGACGUCGAUCCAGGAAAGGCGGGCAAUCCAAAUAUUUUGACAUGUUAAAAAAUUGUUUGCAGGUGGCAGAUUGUGGUGUCUAAUAACAAUCUGCCGCUGGCAAACCACUAUACAACAUGGGGACAAGCGAUGGCAUACCGAUCACUCCUCCUCAUGCUGCAGAGAAGAUCGCUGCAUGUAACAGCAGCGGUCUCCUCGCUAGCGAGCAGGCGAUUUCUGGGAGGGAAUGCUUCCCUCCCAACACUCGUCCCCCACAUCGCUGGUGCAUCUGUACCUCUUCUGCAAAUUAAUGCAAAUGCAGCAGAGCUAACACACACUGGGUGAGUUAUCACAUCUAGUUAACUCGUUAUGACUUUGUUAACACUGCUACAUCCAUAAGCCGUGUAACCUCUCCGGACAGGUCUGCUUUACUAGAUAAUUGUAUUCCCCUUGAAAGAACAAGUCAGGGACAACUGGGUGUUACAUGCUAUCCAAUUAGUGCUGAGAGAUUCGCGGUGUGUAGGACACGGUGUAUAUGGUACAAAAAAAGAAACUGCAUGACAAAAUUGUUAAAAAAUAAAUAAAUAAAAAUAGGCAUGAUCCAGAAUCAUAAUUUUGGGGGAAUUCAUGAAUUUACUAAAGCAGACAUUUUUGGAAAACUGACAGGUCCUCUUUUUAAUAGGUGGGAAACCUCUUUAAAAGGGCUUUCCAAGAUUGUAAUACUGAUGACCUAUCCUUAGGAUGGGUCAUCAGUAUCUGAUCGGUGGGGGUCAGACACCCGGGACUCCCACCGGUCAAGUGUUUGAGAUGGCAGCGGCGUUCAGCUGCAUUGAAGUGAAUGGUGCGGCGCUGCGAUACCAAAAUGUACAGCACUGUACUUGGUGAGCAAGGAGAAGGCCAUGGCGCUACUGCGAGCUCUGGUGCCUUCUCAAACAGCUGAUCGGCAGGGUCCCGGGUGUCAGACCUCCACGGAGUAAAAUAUCUUGGAAAACCCUUUUAGCUAUUUUUGGACAAUUAUGGAUGAUGGUUAUUAGAGGGAAGUUUGAUCUAUGAAGGGGUUGUCUGGCCGUAGAUGUGCUUCCUGUUGAGUGUGGGUACUUUUCGGGGCUUUCUGCUGGUACUGUAUAGUGUACUUUCUUGAUACAGGAUGACCCAGCAUUUCUAGACGACCUCCUUUGAGUGGAAAUGUUGAGUUUGAUUUUUAUUUUUUAAGACAUAAUUACAAUAAUUACAAUGUUGAAGUUCUCAAUGUCUUUAUAAGACAGGAAAGUAUUAUAGAAGUAAAGUAACCUUGUAGAGUGUGUCCUCCCCGCAUUGUGGUUCUGUGUAGGAUGUGCUGAUACAUGAAAUGGUACUACAGUACAGUAAGUGGUCGGUGUUAUAAUAAUAUUGCUGCACAAAGGAUAAAAGCUCCAGGAUGCAUGUAGAUGUCAGUAUUAAUGGUGAUCAUAUAUUUUCACGCCCCCUCCGCUUUCAGCUGCUUUGUGUUGGACAGAACUACUUUAGGCUUACAUUUUAUUGACCCCUUUAGAAGACUUCUCAUUCUAAGGGCACAUUGGGGGGGGGGGGGGGGGCAUUACUAAU